AUGGCGCGUGACCGGCCGCAACGGCUGCUGCCCGUGUGGUGGGCGGUGGCCGUGAGGGAUGGCCUGGCUGGAGGCCACGGGCAGGCGUCUUGUCCUUGGCUAGAGGCAGCAGCGGUAUUCACUUAUAAACAGAGCACAAUCACACACCAAAAAGUAACGCCUAUGCAUCAAACAAGCGCAGAGAGUGUGGAAGACAUGGCAGCACUCGUAGAUCUCCAUGAAGGCUCCAUUAUGUACAACUUAUUCCAGCGAUAUCAGCAAGAUAAAAUCUACACCUACAUUGGUUCAAUAGUUGCCUCUGUGAACCCUUACAAGAGCAUCCCGGGACUGUAUGACUGCACCACCGUGGAGCGAUACAGCAAGCACCACAUGGGAGAGAUUGCACCUCAUAUCUUCGCUGUGGCGAACGAGUGCUACCGCUGCCUUUGGAAGCGCCAUGACAACCAGUGUAUCCUCAUCAG
Molecule: messenger RNA, 461 nt
Organism: Cariama cristata (Red-legged seriema)
Lineage: Eukaryota; Metazoa; Chordata; Aves; Cariamiformes; Cariamidae
Product: unconventional myosin-X-like
Exons: 3
Biological process (GO): actin filament organization; vesicle transport along actin filament
Cellular component (GO): vesicle; actin cytoskeleton; myosin complex
Molecular function (GO): ATP binding; actin filament binding; microfilament motor activity
Source: RefSeq, a predicted model, not a curated record